Molecule: messenger RNA, 6332 nt
Organism: Coregonus sp. 'balchen'
Lineage: Eukaryota; Metazoa; Chordata; Actinopteri; Salmoniformes; Salmonidae
Source: the annotation of a GenBank genome assembly
AUGAUUUGUGUUGUUGUUGGUGGCGGUAAGAUGGCGGCGCUCGGGGACGCAUCAACUCCGGGGGUGAAUGGGUUAAUUCAACAGUUCACAUCUAUUACAGGUAAAAUGUGUUACCUUUUAUUGUUAGAAUGUUCAUUUUUCAUGAGUUAUCUUCCGAAAAUAAUCAUGUCGCCCCAGUAUCACAGAAAGCUGCGCAGGAAAAUCAGACGGGGCAUCAGUGCUUACUUACUGCCCCCUCUGUCAUACAAGGGAAAAUAUUACUGGAGGUAGCUAACUAGCAAGCUAACGACCGUCAAGUGUGUGGUCACCAGAAUGCAACAUUAACUUUUAAACAUAAAAUGACCCCCAGGAAAGACUACUCAGAAUUGUCCUGGGAUGAUGUCUGACGCAAAAACGGCUUUCUAGAGUUUCCCCAAAAGUCAUUUUGAGUACCUGGAGGUGCAAUAACUAGCCUUAUUUUCUCUCAUUUCUGUGGAAUGGACGUUGGGUGCAACAUUUUCCUCUUGUCGAGCUAACCUAGCCUAGGCUCCACCUAACCAUGCAAUGGUGGCUGAAACAUCUCCCGCCUGUCAUGUUCAAGUGAUCGGAACGGAAGCACCACACCAGCCUCCCUCUGCUAUCAUUACUGUUACACAAAGUUUGCGUUCAAAUUGUAAUUUAAUUAUGCUAUGUUUAAUGUUAUAUAAAUGUAGAUAGCAAUUUGGCCAAAUCCAUCCCAUUUUUUGUGUGAUCCUAUCAUGUUCUGUCGAGAAGACAUGAAAAGUGAAACAGACAUGCGCAGUAAACAUGACAAACUCUAACCGUCUAUAUAUGCAGCAAUGCUUGCAUGCAAGUUUAGAUUGCAUGUAAAUUGCACAUUAUUUUACGCAGUUCUUGAUUACAAUGCAUGGAGAUAAAACGUAUAGUGAAAGUGCCAUUAUCCUUCUGCCAGUGCGUUUAGCUCUAACCGUUCGCUGCAGCUAGCGACUGGGACGAGCUGCAAAGAAACACUCAAACUGGACAGUUAUCUCCAUCUCUUUUUAAUUCAAAGACUCAAUAAUGGACACUCUUACUAACAGUUGUGGCUGCUUCGCGUGAUGUUUUGUUGUUUCUACCUUUGUGCUGUUGUCUGUGCCCAAUAAUGUUUGUACCAUGUUUUGUGCUGCUACCGUGUUGUGUUGCUACCAUGCUAUGUUGUUGUUUUAGGUCUCUCUUUAUGUAAUGUUGUGGUGUUUCUCUUUUCGUGAUGUGUGUUUUGUCCUAUAUUUUUAUUUGUAAUCCCAGCCCCCGUCCCAGCAGGAGGCCUUUUGGUAGGCGUCAUUGUAAAUAAGAAUUUGUUCAUAACUGGCUUGCCUAGUUAAAUAAAGGUUAAAUAAAUAAAUAAAAACAAGACUAAUGCAUGCACAUAAAUCAGGUUUUUUUGUGAGUGAUCCUAGUUGGGGUUCAGAUCUCGUAAAACAUUUAAUAAAAUGGCUUAUGUCAACCAACCAAUAAAUUAUUAAAUGCAUCAAAAUAUAUUUCAGAUGUAAAACAUCAGGUCACUUUUUGUGUGUGUGUGUGUGUCAUCCAUAUUAUUUAUGACCUUUCCCCAGGUGCCACAGAGAGUGUGGGGAAGCAUAUGCUAGAAGCAUGCAACAACAAUCUAGAAAUGGCAGUGACCAUGUUCCUGGACGGAGGGGGGAUCACAGAGGAGCCCAGCACCAGCUCCAGUUCAGCAGGGGCCUCCAGCAGCAAAGCCCCCGCAGAGUAAGUCAAUGGCCUGCUCCACCACACCAACCACUGCAGGGUCCUAAGAGAUGGAGCCGGUGUUGAAACAAACCCAAACUUUGAGAGAUCGCCAAUCCUGGUCCUGCUGUUUUCAUUGAAAGCACAUUAAUGAGAAAGAAAAAGGUCUCCUGGAAUUGAAGUUGAAUAUUGUCUGUCUGUUUUUGCAGUGACGAAGUGCGGGCGCCUAUCCCACAGAAGCAGGACAUACUGGUGGAACCAGAGCCUAUGUUUGGAGGUACAGUACUGCAGAGCAACCCCAUAAUAUAGCCUACCUCACUACAACUUAAUUGUAAUGGAUCUCAAUGAAGAGCCCAUCUGCUCCCUCUGUCUCCCCCUCUCUGUCUCAGUCCAUCUAACAGUCUCUCACUCUCUCUCCAUCUAUCACUCGCAGCGCCAAAGCGACGAAGACCUGCCCGCUCCAUAUUUGACGGUUUUAGGGACUUCCAAACAGAAACCAGUAAGUAGCCUACAUGUGUAUGUGUCUUUAUGCGUGUAUGUGUUUGCGUAGAAAAUAGUGCCACUCAGGCAUCAGGCAAAGCACUACUUGUGUUGUGAUCAUGGUCAGGUUGUGGUAUAUACACUAUCGGCUUCUCUGCCCUCUUUAAGUCCGCCAGGAACAGGAGCUGAGGAACGGCAGUGCGGCGGACAAAAAGCUCAGCACCCUGGCGGAUCUGUUCCGGCCCCCCGUCGAGCUCAUGCACAAAGGCAGCUUUGAGACGGUGAGGAGCCCCCUCCCCCCUGGACACCCAAGCUCCCUAGACCUGGAGGACUGUCAGUCGACCCUCAUCCAAACCACCCUUAGCUGAAAGGAUAGAAUAGGUCUCUAAGCAGUACGGCAACAAUUCCACCUAGCCUGCCAGAGGGCAAGGUGGAGCUUUUACCAUAUUGAUUAUACCUAUCUGGCUCCUUUCUCUCUCUAGGCGAAGGACUGUGGUCAGCUGGAGAGCAAGUGGCUGAUGAUCAACAUCCAGAAUGUGCAGGACUUUGCCUGCCAGUGUCUCAACAGAGACGUGUGGAGCAACGACGCGGUCCGGACCAUCAUCAGGGAGCACUUCAUAUUCUGGCAGGUAUGAAUGUGCACUCACACAUGAAAUAUCACCUUCCCAUUCAGAAAAAAAUACUUUGUGGUUCAGUAGCUAGGUUUCCAUCCAAUUUGCGACAGAUUUUCAUGCAAAUAUUCAAAAAUCUGCAUAAAACAUUUUUCCACCAGAGAUGUGUUUACAUCAAACAGACUUUUUGUGGAUAAAAGGCUGUGCGUGAUGAAAAAACGGUUUUAUAGCAAAUGGGCCCAUUCUGGUCUUUGCACAUGUGCUCUAGCCAACAGCUUGCAGAUACAGUGCGGGUACUCUACCUACAUUAUAAGAUUAUUAUGGAUAAGAGCAAUAUUAUUUGAAGUUGUAAAACGGCAGCCAAGCAUCAAUCAUCAUGUCACCAGACUAAGACCCUCAAUAUUUAUUGGAAAGGAGCAUCAAGUUUUUUACCUUGCACAUUCACCACCCUGUGAAGUUAUUCAUAAAUUAUUUCAUCUGUACCGGCAUUUCAUGUUUCCAUCAGCCCGGUUGUGACUUUUUCCAUGUCAGGUAAUUCAUCUGCAUGAAAUGGUUGGAUGAAAACGUGGUUACUGUCACAAAGUUUUUCUCCUUCUUGUCAUAACUGUACACAGUACACACGCUGUCACUUACACACACACACACACACACACACACACACACACACUGUGUGCCGUAGAGGCGUGUUGAGAGGAGCUGACCUGCUGUGUGUGGGUGCGUUGACAGGUUUACCAUGACAGUGAAGAGGGACAGAGGUAUAUCCAGUUCUACAAGCUAAACAAGUUUCCCUAUAUCUCCAUUUUGGACCCCCGCACAGGUGAGGCCUGCUCUGGGUUUCUGAGUGCUUGAUCAGUUACUAACACUAAAAAGGUUUUGAAAGUCUAACUGACGAUGUUCGUGUUUGACUGUUCUGCAGGUCAGAAGAUGGUGGAGUGGAACCAGUUGGACGUGGCUUCAUUUCUUGAACAGGUGACGGGCUUCCUGACGGAACAUGGCCAGCUAGACGCCCCGGCGUCCAGCCACCCGCCCCCUGCCAAACGUGCCCGCUCCGUGAGUCACGGUUCACUCUCUUUUUCACUCUCUCUCUCUCUGUUCAUUUCAUAUUUCACUUUCUCUUCUUUGUAUUUUCUUAAAUAAUGUCCAUAUUGCUCAUUCCAGUCACUCUUUCACACCUCUGUUUGAUGUAUUCUCUCUCUCCUCUCUCUCUCUCUCAGGAGAGUCUGAUAGACGCCAGUGAGGACAGCCAGUUGGAGGCAGCCAUCCGAGCCUCUCUCCAGGAGACCCACUAUGAGUCAUCCUCCGCCCCCGAGCUCCCUGACUCCCCCCAUUCUGCAGAUGCAGACUCGGACGGAGACUCAGAAGCGGAGCCCUUCUCUGACAGCGAGGGCCUAAUCUCUGUCGACGGCUCGGACAACGAGACAACAGAACCCAGGGAGGGUAGUUCCUACUCCACGGGCGGACACACCCCUCCGGGUCCAGCCCCUCCCACGUCUGCAGCCGCAGCCCCCCAGCCCCCGCCACAGCCGGACAGUCCCCCCGCCCAUCACAGGAAGUCCCCCCACAAAGAGAACAGCCACAGGAAAGAGGAGAGCAAAAAGAACCACCUGGAGCCUCCGGCGGCCGCCAUGGCCCGCUCCCAAGCCGACCCAGACUCAGAGCAUCGUUCUGGGGAGAACCAUCGCACCUCAGCGGGCCAAAGCUCCAGAUCUGUUAAGACGGAAACCUCUGACCUCGACUGCCUUGAUGACAAUGGUAUUAAAACUACUGUGUGUUUCUGCGCAUCAUGUUCAAGUGUGUGGAUGUGACUGUUACUCUGAGAUUGUAGCCUAGCGGUUAAGAGCAUUGGGCCAGUAACCAAAAGGUUGCUGGUUCGAAUCCCCGAUCUGACUAGGUGAAAAAUAUGUCAAUGUGCCUUUGAGCAAGGCACUUUAGACUAACUGUUCCUAUAAGUCGCUCUGGAUAGGAGCAUUUGCUUAAUGACCAAAUGUAAAUUGUGUGUAUAUUUGUGGCUACGUCUUCAUCCAUCUCUACCCUGACUGCAUUCUUCCUGUAUUGUGUCGCCAGGUCCCAAGGCCAGACUGAUGCUGCGCUACCCAGACGGACAGAGAGAGCAGAUUGCCCUAUCGUUCAAGGCUAAGCUUAUGGUGAGAAUGUACUCUUGUGUUAGGUCUUCAGUUCAAUUCAUGAGCUGAAAUAAGUCUGCAUAGAAAAUCCUGGUCAAUUUUCAGUUCAAGAAUAGAUUUUCAAUUAAUCCUCUGAGUUGAAAUGCAACUGACCCCAACUCCCUGGGACAUUAACAUAUUAUAGGACAUUAUAAAGGCUCAUACAUGCCUAUAACUAAUUAUAAAGCCGUUAUAAAGCAUUAUUUAGUAAGCUGUUACCAUGACUUGUUACUUACCUUCUUCCUCUGUGUCCUCCACCCCAUCCAGGCUCUGGUGAGACACGUCCAGUCGAAGGGUUACCCCAAUGAACGCUUUGAGCUCGUCACAAACUUCCCCCGGCGGAAGCUGGCCCACUUGGACUAUGAAAUCACACUUCAGGAGGCGGGGCUGUGUCCACAGGAGACUGUAUUUGUGCAGGAGAGGAACUAAGCCCCGUCUUUUCUAUCUCUUCAGACCACGCCCAUAUCACCAAUGACCCAGGAGGACGUUACAGGCCGCGACCCCUGACCCUUUGUUCUUUUGGAAUUACACCAUACCCCUGUUCCGGGACACCGAACAGUGGAUGGACUCAAUUACCCAUCAUUCCACUGGGAGGAAGUUGCUGGCCUGUGUACUUUGUUAGAGGGCAUUGUUGUUCAUCAUCAAUUACCGAAGGCAUUCUAUUCUGAUUUUAGUUUUAUUCUGAGGUAAUAAACCAAUCGGAGUAGAAUACAUUAGAGAUACAGUUAGAAAUAAGCUGAGGGCCCGAAUAAUAAGCAGAGCUGGCAUCAGAGUUGGCUCAGGAAGACUUAGCAGACAAAAUACUUUUAUCCCCCCGAGUUGGUAAUACUUCUUUUUUUGAGUCAUGGACACCUACAGCCGGGUAAAGGAGGGGCUUGAACUCUGACCCUGAGCUCAGAUGGGUCCCAAAUUUGCUCUUCUACGUGUUGAUUGGGCGAGGAGGUGUUGCAGCAGUGACCGUGAGAAAGUGGGUGAUUUUGAAUAUGGGAAUUGAUGUAGAGGGGAGGAGGGUCGUUCAAGGGAUUUUGGGGGAGGGGGAUGAGGUGUCCUUAACUGUCAACCUGCACUGUACAGGGGUGGUGUAGCAAUUGACAUUUAGUCUAGUUUUUUUCUUAUUUCAUUAAUUUUUUUAUAUGCUGCCACAUUUCCAAGAAAAGAUGCUGAUGCUUAAAUAUAAUCAUCAAAACAAAGGGAACUUUGGCUUGUUUGUUCUAUUCCAUUUCUACCAUGUUGUGUAUCUGCAAUCUGUCUAUGUGACCACGACCUCAGAAGUAUAGUGUUAGUGAUGAUGCAGAGAAACCCAAAUUGACCCCUUGAAUCUACAAUAUCACUCAGGUAUUUCUUGAUACCCCCACCCCAAUGACCUGAACGAUCU